GGGCCUUUGCAUCCCCCCCUUAGUUUAAGUGAGGGCGGAAGAUGGCGGCCGCCGGGACAGGUCCAGGGGUUCCAGAUGGGGAACCGGAGGGGUCAAAUCGCGAUCGCAGUGCUUUUGAAUGCAACAUCUGCCUGGAGCCCGCCAGAGAAGCUGUCAUCGGCCUCUGCGGCCACCUGUACUGCUGGCCUUGUCUUCACCAGUGGCUGGAAACACGGCCUGAGCGUCAGGAAUGUCCUGUGUGCAAGGCAGGCAUCAGCCGGGACAAAGUCAUCCCUCUUUAUGGGCGUGGCAGCUCUGCUCAGCAGGAUCCCAGAUUGAAAACUCCCCCCCGACCUCGAGGGCAGCGCCCGGAGCCUGAGUUGCGAGCGCAGGGCAUCGGCAGUUUUCCUGAAGCAGCCACAGGCUUCCACAUGGCAUUUGGCAUUGGCGCGUUCCCCUUCAGCUUUUUUGCUACGGGCUACAGCACCCCAGGAGAAAGAGCAGAUACAGAUGCGGCUAGACCAUCAAGCUGGCAGGAUUCAUUAUUUCUUUUCAUUGCCAUCUUCUUUUUCUUCUGGUUGCUCAGUGUCUGACCUGCUGGACCCCACUGAGCUUAACCUGUACUAAAGUCUACGAGAACUGAACAAAAGGACUUUGAUAUUGCAGGGGUGGGUUGGGGGGGGGAGAACAGUUUUCGGGUGGGUGGACUUGCUUGCUGAAUGCCUAGAAGAGGCAGGAGGGGGUUAAUACUGUAUGGUGGGGUGUAAUCUGGGCAGGGCAAAAACUCUCUCCCCCCUUUUUUUCCUUCAUUCCCCCCCUCCUCCCAAGAGAAUUAAAACCAUAAUAGGGCUGCUUCUUCAACAGGUAUGCAAAUGGUUGUUUAUACACAACCCCAACCUAAUUAUGGAUUGAAUGGAGAGUAGGUAUGCUAGAAUGAUCAAGGAUAGAUUAUUUCCAUUCUCUUCUUCAAAGAAAGGUCUCAGGUGUGAGGGAAAUCUCAAAGUCAGUGGGGAAGAGAGGAGCAAGCUGGAGGAAGCACGCAGGAGGAAGGAUGGGGCCUGGUGCAUUUCCCCCUUUUUCCCCUGCUUUGGCUGCAAUCAUGAUAGCAUUUGCUCCUCAACUGGCAGGCAAGCUGCCUGUUGGGCAAAAGUAGCUAGACCGAGCUCUGUGUCAAAGCGCACUAAUCAGGGAAAGGGGUUUUGGUGGGCAAGCAAGGUUUGGGCGGGACAGAUUCUAUUGCUUCUCUUGCUUCUCUUGCCCCAGAGAAGAAGCAGGGGGAGGGGCCCAACUUGUUCAGCCUCCUGCCCCAGAAAGUGAUUGUGCGGAGGGGCACAAAGGUAUUCAAAAGUGGAAGGCAGGGAAGGAGAAGAAUGGUUGCAGGGACAAGUUAAACCUGCUGGUUGGUCCCACAAGGAACUGGCUGCAUAUACUUUUAACUUGAGGCCAGGUGAUUCCCCAGAGAGCUUCUCUUGGCUAUUUUUUUGAUAGGACAAACUGCCAGAGUUUUGAGAAUGUACAGUAUGUGCUAUUGUGGGUAUUUUCCCCUCUCCCUCCUUCCGUCUGAGGAGGGCUAUUAAUCCCUUACUACUCUGUUGGAGUCACGCAAGGUCCUGAGAUGGGGAUGCUUGAUGUUGUUAAUUCUCCAUCCACCCAUCUCCUGCUCUUCCAACAAUGUUGGGAAAUGUUUGGGGUUAAUGAGGGGAUGGUUGACCACUGGACAUCUUAAGUCUUGAAUAACAGUAUUUUGUGGCCCAGAAGUUGCUUGGAUAAUGAUUUCUCCCUCCCUUUGAGGUGACAGAGAAGGAAUGUGAUGUCAGUUAACCAAUGCUUUAAUUAAAUUCACCCAUGAUUCCUA
Candoia aspera is the source of this 1834-nucleotide messenger RNA. RefSeq names its product ring finger protein 5 (gene RNF5). Gene Ontology annotation, molecular function: ubiquitin-like protein conjugating enzyme binding; ubiquitin protein ligase activity. Bases 42 to 572 code for a protein of 176 amino acids. Gene Ontology annotation, biological process: ubiquitin-dependent protein catabolic process. NCBI's taxonomy places the organism in Eukaryota, Metazoa, Chordata, Lepidosauria, Squamata, Candoiidae. The transcript has 6 exons. Gene Ontology annotation, cellular component: endoplasmic reticulum. The record is from RefSeq and is a predicted model, not a curated record.